CUCCCGUGAUAGGUGGUGGCGGCGUCGGCACUGGGCCUACCUCCUCAAGCAUGCUGUAUCUGGUCGGGCUGGGCUUGGGAGAUGCCAAGGACAUCACGGUGAAGGGGCUGGAGGCGGUGAGGCAGUGCCGCAGGGUGUACCUGGAGGCCUACACGUCCAUCCUCACGGUGGGGAAGGAAGCGCUGGAAGAGUUUUAUGGAAGAGAAUUGAUUUUGGCUGACCGAGAAAUGGUGGAACAAGAAGCAGAUAGCAUUUUAAAAGAAGCUGAUGUUUGCGAUGUCGCAUUUCUUGUAGUUGGUGAUCCCUUUGGGGCCACAACGCACAGUGAUUUAGUACUACGUGCAGUAAAACUGGGAAUUCCAUACAAGGUCAUUCAUAACGCUUCAAUAAUGAAUGCAGUGGGCUGCUGUGGUUUACAGUUGUACAAUUUUGGAGAGACAGUUUCUGUAGUUUUCUGGACCGAUACGUGGAAGCCAGAGAGCUUUUUUGACAAGAUUGAGAAGAACAGGCAGAAUGGAAUGCACACACUGUGCUUACUUGAUAUUAAAGUGAAGGAGCAGUCUCUGGAGAAUCUAAUGAAAGGAAGAAAGAUUUAUGAGCCACCCCGCUACAUGAGUGUGAAUCAAGCUGCAGAACAGCUUCUUGCCGUUAUUCAAAACCGGAGGCUCCAAGGAGAAGAACCAGAAAUUACUGAAAACACAGUUUGUGUUGGCCUUGCACGUGUGGGUGCUCCAGAUCAGAAGAUCGCUUCAGGCACACUACGUGAGAUGUCCACAGUGGAAUUAGGCGGUCCGCUACAUUCCUUGAUUGUUACAGGCACUAUGCAUCCUCUGGAAUUAGAAAUGCUUAAGCUUUUUUCUGUAGAUAGUUCCAGUUUUGAAAAUAAUGCAUUUCAAAGGACCACUUAAAUAAAAAUUAGGCUUUUUUU
This is a messenger RNA of Charadrius vociferus (killdeer), 928 nucleotides long. RefSeq names its product diphthamide biosynthesis 5 (gene DPH5). Gene Ontology annotation, biological process: protein histidyl modification to diphthamide. The transcript has 7 exons. The record is from RefSeq and is a predicted model, not a curated record. Lineage: Eukaryota; Metazoa; Chordata; Aves; Charadriiformes; Charadriidae. The coding region runs from base 51 to 908 and encodes 285 amino acids. Gene Ontology annotation, molecular function: diphthine synthase activity.